GAGAGAGAGAGGAGGGUGGAGUCAAAGAGGGAGCCCAGGAGAAAGCAGGGCAGAGGGAGAAAGAGAGGAGGCCAUAGAAUAGAGAGAGAUACAGAGGGGGAUUGGAAGUAGGAAUACACAGAUGAGAGAGCACAAGAGGAAGCCAGACAGACAGCAGUGUAGACAGACGGACAGCAGUGCAGACAGACAGACAUCAUUGCAGACAGACAGACAGACAGACAGACAGCAGUGCAGACAGAUAAAGCUUGAAAUUGAAAGGAACUCAAGCUCACUGCUCUUCUCCUUGGUGACCAGGGCAGGCAGGCAGACAGGCAGACAGACAGACAGGCAGGCAGGCAGACAGACAGACAGACAGACAGACAGACAGACAGACAGACAGACAGACAGACAGACAGACAGACAGAGGCAUGUCCACCCAACCGGGUCCCCAGCACAGGGUCUUGUUCCAAACCCCAGGUGAGGAGAAGGCAGAAGAGGAGCCUCCUCAACGCAGACUGGGAAAACUCACGGUUAAGUACAACCGCAAGGACCUGCAAAAGAGGCUGGACAUCGAGGAGUGGAUCGAUGGGCAGCUGCAUCUCCUGUUUGACUGCGAGGAGGAGGAUAUUCCAGAGUUGGAAAUUGACAUGGAUGAGUUACUGGAUCUAUCAGACGCAGAACAGAGAGCAAAGCUACAUGACCUUCUUCAAGACUGUGGCAAGCCCAAAGAGGACUUCAUCGACGGCUUGCUGUAUCGGAUGAAGGGACUUCGCAAGAUGUCCCUGAAAAAAUGAACAGAAGUUGGAGAGGAGACCAUGUGAAAUGAGACACCAUCCUCUUCUCACCUGUAGCUGUGGAUGUGUGUACAGUGACAGUCCUCAUGUAUCUAGAUAUAUCCUUAUGUAUCCACAAUCUGCACGAUCAGUGUCUAUAUUAGUGGUUGGCAGCCCUUAUCAAAGAGGCUCCCCAUGGCCAGUCCGUCCUGGCCUUAUAUUAUUAGGACUAUUUGAAACCAUAUAUGUAUUACUCACAUAAGCCUGGUGGGUCUUCCAAUGGGGCAUCUGUGAGUAAAAAAAAGAAGGAAAAAAAAGAGUUUUAAAUAUGAUGUAAUAUAGCAUAGAGAUGUCCUACUAGAUACAAACACCUCUUGGUUUCUGUUGCCUCUGAAGUAGAAUGAGAGAUCAUCCAGUCUAGUAUUGAUGGUUUAUGUCAAUGUUUUUCACUGUUAUGUUACAGAAUGGUUCACCAAUUCACCAUGGCCUGGUUUGUUUAGUUCUUCACUGUUAAUGGACACUUCUGGCAUUUUGAAUAAUCAGAUCACAGCUUAUGGUUAUGUUGACAUUCUUUUUUAUUUAUUUUUUAUUUUUAAUUAAAUGUUUUCUCUGAUGAAUCCCCUGCUAUGACUAGCCCAAGAAUGUACUGUAAAUAUGGUUACUAAUAUUUUUGUUUAGCUUAAGGUAUUGUUUUAAAAGAAGCAGUGCUGUCAUUCACUUUCCCCAACUGUUACAUCAGAAUUUCAAAUGGGAUCUCUAAUAGAAAAUGUGUACUGUGAUGUUACCUAUGAUAUUCUGGAAAAUAUCACCUGAAACAAAUUCACUUCAAUCCAUAAAAGGGCAGUUAGGCAUCACAAAAUGUCAAUGAGCUGUGGAACCGCUGAAGAUCCCAAUGGGGGAUCUAAACAUUUGCUGUUUGUGCAUUUCAAUAAAUCAGUGGAAGCAUA
This is a messenger RNA of Salvelinus fontinalis (brook trout), 1699 nucleotides long. Its product is annotated as protein phosphatase 1 regulatory subunit 14B-like. Gene Ontology annotation, molecular function: protein serine/threonine phosphatase inhibitor activity. Bases 408 to 773 code for a protein of 121 amino acids. The transcript is spliced from 4 exons. Gene Ontology annotation, cellular component: cytoplasm. The record is from RefSeq and is a predicted model, not a curated record. Lineage: Eukaryota; Metazoa; Chordata; Actinopteri; Salmoniformes; Salmonidae. Gene Ontology annotation, biological process: regulation of phosphorylation.